Hippocampus zosterae (dwarf seahorse) is the source of this 2984-nucleotide messenger RNA. RefSeq names its product von Willebrand factor A domain-containing protein 5A. NCBI's taxonomy places the organism in Eukaryota, Metazoa, Chordata, Actinopteri, Syngnathiformes, Syngnathidae. The record is from RefSeq and is a predicted model, not a curated record. The transcript is spliced from 20 exons. Bases 159 to 2063 code for a protein of 634 amino acids.
CUUGGGCGUAUUAACAGGAAAUGCAAGAACUCUGCAGAAUGGGUGUGCCUUUUCUCUCUUUGCUCUUCCGGACUUACUACCUGUGGACAACUAAACAUUUUCUAUCCCGCAUAAGGAAGCAAAACCAACAUAAGGAAGUUACCUAUUGACUCAUCACCAUGGUGUGCCGCUGUGGUCUGCUCACCGUCAACAAGGAGCCUGUUCCCCUGAAGGCCAUUGAAGUUGAAGUGGAGGUAAAGGACCAUGUGGCCAACGUGGUUUCCACGCUGCACUAUGAGAACAAGGAGGACAAAGCCAUAGAGGCCGUAUUUGUCUUCCCUCUGCCUGGUGAUGCUGCCGUUUGCCAUUUUAGUGCCAAGAUUGGACAAACUGAGAUUGUAGCUGAUGUGAAGGAGAAAAAGGAAGCUCGAGAGGAGUACGACGAUGCCUUGAGCUCUGGCCAGCAGGCCUUCCUCCUCGAAGAGAGUGAACAGACCCCAGACAUUUUCUCUCUAAGUGUGGGGAGUCUUCCCCCGGGAGAGAGCGCCUCCAUCCGGCUGGAGUAUGUCACUGAGCUGGCUGUGGAGGCUGAUAGCGGGCUGAGGUUUUGUCUGCCUGUGGUGCUCAACCCUCGCUACCAACCUCAGGGAAGUGAAGGUCAUGGUGUCCAGGUGACGUCUAUUCCUGCCUCUCAAGUGCCAUACAGUCUGUCCUUCUCUGCGCGGGUGUCCUCACCGCGUCGUGUCUCCAAAGUGGACUCCAAUUUUUCCCUGGAGCCCCUGCAGUACCUCGACAAGGAGCAAACUCGUGCGGCCGUUAAAUUGGCUGCAGGACACACGUUUGACAAAGAUAUUGAGCUGUUGAUUUACUAUAAAGAUGCCCACCAGCCAGCAGUUGUGGUGGAGGCAGGAAAGGCAUCUUCCAAGCCUGGCACGCUGAUGGCGGAUGCGGCAGUGAUGCUCAGUGUUUACCCUGAGUUUUCCCAGGCAGUGAUGUCUUCAUUCACCACGAGGGGAGAAUUUGUGUUCUUACUGGACCGAUCCGGAAGUAUGGGAGGAGCUCGCAUCGACAGUGCCAGGGAUACUCUGCUGCUGCUUCUGAAAAGCUUACCCAUGGGCUGCUACUUCAACAUUUACAGUUUUGGUUCCUCCUUUGAACACAUCUUCCCUAACAGUAUGGAGUACUGUGAGCAGACCAUGAAAAAGGCUCUGAAGAUUGUCAAGGAGAUGAAGGCAAACCUGGGAGGAACAGAGAUACUUCGGCCCCUCAAUCACAUUUACAGCCAGCCCUGCAUUCCCAGUCAACCACGACAACUCUUUGUCUUCACUGACGGCGAAGUGGGGAACACCAAGGAGGUUACAACCCUUGUGAAAAGGAAUUCCAGUUCUCACAGGUGUUUCUCUUUUGGGAUUGGACAAGGGGCCAGCACUGCUCUCGUCAAUGGUUUGGCUAAGGAGGGCGGAGGUCACGCUCAAUUCAUCACAGGCGCUGACAGGAUGCAAGCAAAGGUGAUGCAGUCGCUGCAGUUUGCUUUGCAACCGGUUGUGGAGGACAUCUCGGUCAUCUGGGAUUUACCGAAGGGGGUGUCUGUCACACAUCUCUCUCCGCCUCUCACGACUCUUUUCCAGGGUCAGCGGUCGCUCAUUUAUGCUCAGCUCACUGGACAGAGUUCGGAGGAAACGGAUGGUUCUGUCAUGGUGAAGUACAGCCUAGCAGGCCAUCCAUUCCAGAGCAAGCUUGGCUUCCCUCUCCAACCCACAGAGGACACUGGAUUAACAAUCCACAGGCUAGGUGCUCGAACUCUGAUUCGCUCUCUGGAAUCCAACAUGGGAGAGAAGGAUAAGGAAGUGACGAAAAAGAUGGUGGAUGUCAGCAUCCAAUCAGGAGUGAGCAGCUCCUUAACUGCCUUCAUUGCCAUCAACAGAGACAGUACGGAAGCCAUACGGGGUCCUUUGCUGCGCAGAAGUGUACCAGGAGUCCGUGGUUCUGGAGUUUCUUACGCUAUAAAUACCCCAUACCAACGUGGUUCUCUUCAAAUGCAAGGGAGGUGUUGUUCCAUUGAACCUCAAAGCAAAGGCAAGUAAAACAUAGCAGAAUUUAAUUUAAUGGAAUAUUUAAAUAUUUUCUCAAGUGCCCCUUGAAGGAAAUAAUGAAGGUUGUCUCUCCCUCGCCCCUGGCGCAUGUUCUUUAUCCAAACAGGAAAGCGUCAUUUUAAAAUGAAGACACUAAGUAUGUCAGUGAAAGAAAUGUCGUUUCCUUCCGAGGAAAUACCUGAUGCUUCUUCCAUCCAGACAACCCCAGACACUUUGCUGCAGCUGGUGUCUCUCCAGAAUGCGUCGGGCUGCUGGGAGCUCAGCCCGUAUCUAACUGCUGCACUGAACAAGACCAGAAAGGAGGUGGAACAGCCCAAGCCAGCAAAGGUGAACGGGAACGUGUGGGCUACCAUUCUGGCUCUUGUUUGGCUUCAUGGAUUCAAGUCGGAUGCUGAAGUCGAAUGGAAGCUUCUUGCUCGUAAGGCUGUGUCAUGGUUGCUGGCUCAGAAUGCACCAUGUAUCACAGAGUGUGUCCUGGCUGGAAAUACUUUGUUGGGCUGCAACGUGCAAAAAGAAACGCUGGGUCUUUAAGGUCUCCAGUACAAUGAAGAACCUGCUGAUUUACUCCCAUUGCUCUGCACCAUUUGCCAUUCCUCCUUAUUUGGUUGUUGAUUGGUCGAUUUUUAGUGUGCAUUUUAUUACCGUUUUCCUAUAUAUUGUAAUCAAAACAUUUAAAUGAUAUGACAUAUAAUGACUGGUAAAUGGGUUGAAUUUACAAAGGUUACAGUAUUCUGGUCUAGACUACAAGUGAUAACCGAGAAACCGGAACUACCGUACAUUGUGUCACAAAGGACAAUGUGUAGAGUCUAUGUUUGUUUUUGAAUAGGAUUCUAAAUUCUGUUUAUGUUUAAUUCAUCUUUCCUGUGUCUGUCUGACUGUCUCUCUGGCCACUAUUAAAUAAUAAAGACUUCA